This is a messenger RNA of Fusarium graminearum PH-1, 567 nucleotides long. RefSeq lists its product as uncharacterized. NCBI's taxonomy places the organism in Eukaryota, Fungi, Ascomycota, Sordariomycetes, Hypocreales, Nectriaceae. Bases 1 to 567 code for a protein of 188 amino acids. The record is from RefSeq and is a predicted model, not a curated record. The transcript is spliced from 2 exons.
AUGGAGCUGAUAACAUUCCUUCUCCGAGUGGCCGCCUUCACUCUCUUCGCCGCCCUCCCAACCGUUCACGCUACUUACUAUGACAUCCCCUGGAACCAGACAGCCGGUGAAACCUUCAACGUCACAAUCAAACAGAAUGUUGAUCCAAACUCUGAAAAUGGAAGAAUAUCCGACUCCUAUCGCGUCUAUCUCGCCUUGACACCGCCCGGAUGGGGCACAGGACCUGAUUGCUGGCUCCAGUGGCUAGUUCCCCUAGAUGAAACACAAGUCAACAUCACCAUUCCUCCCGAUGCGGCUCCAGACGGCGCACGCAUCACGCUUUCAACAUGUCUCACCAGCGCAAAGAAAGGCGGCAAGAGAAUCACGGGAUGGGAUUACAGCGGAAGGACCAUGAUUUCAGGGUUAAACGCAACUUGGAGCCAGGCAGAGUUGGACGGACGGACUAUGGGCGACCAGGAUGAGGUUUCCUGCGAGGCUUAUGGUUGCGUCAGGAGUUGUUAUGAUCAGUACUACAAGGGGGAUAGUGAUGAUGAAGAGUACAGUCGAAAAUCAGUUUAUCAGGAGUAG